AUGGCUGCCAUUAGAAACAGCAGUCCAGGCUCCAACAGUGAGAAUGCUGGGGGGUCUUCACAGCCUUCCCCCGCUAGCAAACCUCAACCCUCCGAGCAGAGCAGUUCUGCUUCUCCUGGUGGUAGCAGCAGCAGCCUUGACUGGUCACAGUCCCCCAUCAACCCUUAUCUUCACACUCCUUCCUCAUCAUCAAGUGGAGGCCAGAAAGGGAGAAAAAGAAAGCUUGAUGACGUUGAUGGAAGCUCGGACGAGACCUGCAAGUCUCCAAAAAGAGUGAAGUCUGGGCACAGGUGGGAUAAUCUACAUCAGUCACAUUCUUAUCAACCGGUUCACAAAACAAAUCUAAGGACUUUAGAGGUUGAUUAAAACAUUUCUGGUCUUUUUGCAUCAUAAUAAUUUAACCUCUUUGAUAAAAUUACAGUGAGACACCUGCCUGCCCGUCCGCCUCCUGCAGCAGCCAGCAUGGAGCUGACAAGGCCCAGAUGAUCACUCCUAAGAGGGACCAGCCUGUUCCUCCUCAUCCGAAUGACCACAACACAACCCGUCAUUCGAGCUUGAGUCAGGCUAAAGUCAAGGACAGAUCAGGACUCAAAAGAAAGGCAGCUCGAGAUGAGGAUGAGGAUGAACUUGGUCAGAGAUCAGCAAAAAGGAGAAGGAGUUUGUAGGUGGUUCAGGUGAGCUGAUAUAAGCAACACACAAUGUGUAAUGCAUUUUCUAGUUUGAAACAAAAACAUACCAUGACAUGCUGUCAACCACAACAACACAUGAGUGUGUCUAACAAGUCAUUGUUGACUUCCAGAUCCACAGGAGGGGACUGAACCUGAGCAGUACCACCACAGUGGAGUUUGUGACAGCUGAACAACAACCUCCAUCUGGCUACCUUAAGAAGCAACAGUCCAGGCUGCAACAGUGAGAAUGUUGGGGGGUCUUCACAGCCGCCUUCCCCUACAGCAAACCUCAACCCUCCCAAAAUAACUGUCCUGCUUCAUCUGCUGGUAGCAGCAGCAGCCUUGACCAGUCACGGUCCACCAUCAACCCUCAUCUUCACACUCCUUCCUCAUCAACAAGCGGAGGCAAGACAAGGAGAAAAUGAAAGCUUGAUGACGUUGAUGGAAGCUCGGACAAAACCUGCAGUUGUCCUAAAAAAGUGAAGUCUGGGUACAGGUAGGAUAAUCUACAUCAGUCACGUUGUUAUCAACUAGUUUUAAUCGAAUCUGAAAACUUUAGAGGUUGAUGGAAACUUUUCUGGUCUUUCUGCAUCAUGAUGAUUUAACCUUUUUUUUUAAAAAAUCAAAUUACAGCAAAAAUACCUGCAUGCCAGUCGACCUCCUGCAGCAGCCAGCAUGCAACAGAUAUUGCCCAGACUAUCACUCCUUUGAGGGACCACCAUGUUCAUCCUGUUCAGCAGAACACCGAUACUCAAGUGAGAAAGAGGAAGCGAGCCAGAUCAGGAAAUGGAUUUCAACAAACUGAUGCAGAAAUUCCUCAAACUGACCACAACGCAAAUCCUCAUCUGAGCUUGAGUCAGGCUGAAGUCCAGGGCCAAUCAGGACUCAAAAGAAAGGCGGCUCAAGAUGAAGAUGAACUUGGUCAAAGAAGAAAAGAAAAGAAAAGAAAAGGAGUUUGUAGAUGGUUCAGGUGAGUCGAUAUAGUCAACACACAAUGCGUAAUGCAUUUUCUAGUUUGAAACAAGAACAUGCUUUAAACCACAACAACACAUGAGUGUGUCUAACAAGUCAUUGUUGACUUCCAGAUCCACAGGAGGGGACUGAGCCUGAGCAGUACCACCACAGUGGAGUUUGUGACAGCUGAACAGCAACCUCCAUCUGGCUACCUUAAGAAACAACAGUCCAGGCUGCAACAGUGAGAAUGCUGGGGGGUCUUCACAGCCGCCUUCCCCUACAGCAAACCUCAACCCUCCCGCAGAACUGUCCUGCUUCAGCUGCUGGAAGCAGCAGGAACCUUGACCAGUCACGCCCCACCAUUAACCCUCAUCCUCACACUCCUUGUUCAUCAACAUGUGGAGGCAAGUCAACUUUUCUGGUCUUUCUGCAUCAUAAUGAUUUAACUUUUUUUUUAUUAAAUUACAGCAAAAAUACCUGCAUGCCAGUCGACCUCCUGCAGCAGCCAGCAUGCAACAGAUAUUGCCCAGACCAUCACACCUUUGAAGGACCACCAUGUUCAUCCUGUUCAGCAGAACACCGAUACUCAAGAGAGGAAGAGGAAGAGAGCCAGAUCAGGAAAUGGCUUUCAACAAACUGAUCCAGAUGGUUCAGGUGAGUCGAUAUAGUCAACACAUAAUGUGCAAUGCAUUUUCUAGUUUGAAACAAGAACAUGCUGUCAACCACAACAACACAUGAGUGUGUCUAACAAGUCAUUGUUGACUUCCAGAACCACAGGAGGGGACUGAACCUGAGCAGUACUACCACAGUGGAGUUCGUGACAGCUGA
Molecule: messenger RNA, 2450 nt
Organism: Xyrichtys novacula (pearly razorfish)
Lineage: Eukaryota; Metazoa; Chordata; Actinopteri; Labriformes; Labridae
Source: the annotation of a GenBank genome assembly